AUGGAGCUCGUGGUGACGCUGCCGGCGGACGUCUUUCGCUGCCGGAUCUGCUUCGUCACCAAGGCUGCAGGCAGGCCAACUUUUGGCGAAUACAAGGACCACUCGGCCCUUCUUCGCCACUACAGGAGGCUGCACGACCCGGAAACGGUCCCCGUUUUCGAGUGCGCGUUUUGCGGCCGACGCGACCCGCAACUGAAGAAGCUGCGGACGCAUCAGCGGUCCUGCAAUGCAGAGUCCGCCACCCCCGGCGCUGCCAGUCGGGGGAGUACCCGCAGCAGCGUGGUGGGUUCACAGGCUGCCUUGCCCUCACCAUGUGUGAGUGUGCAGGCGUCGGUGACACCCAGGACGGCGGUGGUUGCUACCCCCGCGUCGUGCGUACUGUGUGUGCGCACGCCGAGGUGGUCUGGCAUCCCCCUGCUGAUACGCUCCGCGACGUCAACCGCGUCGCCACGAGUGCCGAGCGCAAGUUCGGGAGGUGAAGGCAGCACGCUGCCGACGCCUGCCGCCGAACGCGUCGCUCCGGCCAGAGGCGCAGUGUCUGGCAAAGGCCGCGGCUCGCCGCUGCCCGCGCCGGCCAUUGCACCCAGUGGCGUACGCUGGCCACGUCGUGCGGCUGCCGCAGGCACCUCCCGCCCGCCAUCUGUCGGGAGCGUGGGUACCGGCCUGGGACUGCCGCCCGCAUUCGCUACGCCGCCAACAGGUGGCUCUGCGAUGCGGGUGGACAGUGGCAGGCAGGCUGCCUCGCUCGCCGCGACCGGUGGUGUUGUUACUCACGGCGCAGCCGCGCCGCUGUUUGACGCACCAAAGGCCGCGAGCCCGGCGGAUGUACCGGACGGUGUGGUGCUUGUGCGGUCGCAGACGUAUACGCGCCGCGUUUCCUCUGCCCUGCCGGCGGCCACGUCGAGUGACGCCCGUCACUCCGUCUCCGCUCAGGCAGGGAGUGUUACUAACAAAACAGCUCUUGUUGCAGAUGAUGAGUGGCACAUAGUCACCCCCCGGAGGGACAAACGCCGUGCUACAGGUCGCAGACCGCCACCUCCUGACCGACGGCGCAUCAUACCGCCCAGUCCGCGUAACAGCGGCCCUGCGCGAGCCAACGCGUCUGGGCGGCCGGCGCGAGCUACACCUCGUCCGCGGUGCGCUGGGCCCGAGCGCCAGGCUGGCCCGAGCUACACCUCGUGUUUCUCGCGCCGGCGGCGGGGCGCGGGCGACCGCUGGGCCAUCUGUUGGCGGCGCGGCGAACAGCAGCCGCGGUGCGCCGGGCCCGAGCGCCAGGCCGGCGCGAGCUACACCUGGAGACGCCUGGCCGGCGCAGGCUACGCCGACAACCUCUGCGACCACUGCGCCAUCUGGUAG
Messenger RNA from Schistocerca nitens (vagrant locust), 1356 nucleotides. RefSeq names its product guanine nucleotide-binding protein G(s) subunit alpha isoforms XLas-like. The record is from RefSeq and is a predicted model, not a curated record. Lineage: Eukaryota; Metazoa; Arthropoda; Insecta; Orthoptera; Acrididae. Bases 1 to 1356 code for a protein of 451 amino acids. The transcript has 3 exons.